GUGUGUGAAACUGAGAGAUGCAGUCUCUGUGCCUCAGCAUCAUCAGAUUUUCUGCUGCAGAUGCUACACUAGCUCAUCUCCGCACUAGAGCGCUACCGUGACACACACGCACGCUCAGACGCACACAGCUGCGGCUUUCAAGAGGAGCCCCAAGAAUCCCAUCAAAGGUCAACAGAGGGACACUGGAAAAGUUGCUGAGGGCAGAGGUUGUGACAGCUCAGGCUGAAGAUCAGAGGAGGAGUGAGAGCCAUAAACGCGGCAUCAUGGGCGAGUGGACUAUAUUGGAGAGAUUGCUGGAGGCUGCGGUACAGCAGCACUCUACUAUGAUCGGCAGGAUCCUGCUGACAGUGGUGGUGAUAUUCCGGAUCCUGAUCGUGGGUAUAGUGGGAGAGAAGGUGUAUGAGGAUGAACAGAUUAUGUUUAUAUGUAACACGCUGCAACCGGGUUGCAACCAGGCCUGCUACGAUAAAGCCUUCCCCAUCUCCCAUAUCCGUUACUGGGUUUUCCAGAUCAUCUUGGUGUGUACACCCAGCCUCUGUUUUAUCACUUACUCAGUGCACCAGUCUGCCAAGUACAAAGAUCGCAGUUACUCCCUCCUGCACGGCCCAUACAUCGACCAUGGACACACGCCGAGCCGCAAGCUCCGCAACAUCAACGGUAUCCUGGUGCACCCGGAAAGCAAAGAUGACCCUGACUGUCUGGAUUUGAAAGACAUUCCCAACAUUCCGCAGGGGGUCACAUACUCCAAAAGUGCCAAGAUCCGUCAGCAGGAGGGCAUCUCCCGUUUCUAUGUCAUACAAGUGGUGUUCCGGAACGUUCUGGAAAUCAGCUUUCUUGUCGGCCAGUACUUCCUGUAUGGAUUCAAUGUUCCCGCCAUGUUUGAGUGUGACCGCUACCCUUGCGUGAAGGAGGUCGAAUGCUACGUGUCACGUCCCACGGAGAAGACAGUUUUCCUGGUGUUCAUGUUCGCAGUUAGCGGGCUCUGUGUGGUGCUAAAUUUGGCUGAGCUCAACCAUCUGGGCUGGCGGAAGAUUAAGACAGCCAUCCGUGGCGUCCAGGCUCGCAGAAAGUCCAUUUGUGAGAUCCGGAAAAAGGAUGUGUCCCACCUUUCCUCAGUGCCCAACCUGGGCCGCACCCAGUCUAGCGAAUCGGCCUAUGUCUGACAGCGAAUAGGGGAGGGGCUUAGACAAGGUUGGGAGUGGCUGAUGAGGCGACGGCCACGCCCUGUGCUGCACACUUGACACUGCAUAUUUUUUUGCAUAGUUUGGACAGGUGAGAGAGGGGUAGGGUGAAAACAAAAAAGCAAACGGAUGAGGGAGGACUGGAGGAAAUCAGAUUUGGCAUUCUCAACAUUAUGGAGAAAAAAACUGCUUUUUCAGACUUUAAUGGUGAGCGCUGGGGAACAGAACGGGACUCAUACUUAAUUGACAAACACGUAUACACCACACACACUCACACACAUACUGAUAUUCCUGAGCCUCACUUAACAACAAAAGUCUUCCAACAGAAAAAGAGACAUUUAAGAAACAAAACUGAUUUGAGUUGCUUGAUGUCAAAAGAGAUGGAAAGAUGGAGGGAUAAGGCUAGAGAGCAGCUCAGCAUGUGACUCAGAAACAUUGUAAAAUAUGAAAAAUGUUCUCCAGGGUCAAUGCUGAGACAUCCCUCAUGUUUUGAACAACCAGAAAGAAAAAAAGGGAGGACAAACAAGAGUAUAAAACUGUACCUCAGCACAGACUCCUCUACGCCUCUCCCCCACUUUCUCUCUUUUGUUUUCUCUGUCUCUUUCUGCAUAGUUUUAUAGAUAUAGCUAUUAAAUAUUCAAGGCAAGAAGAGAAAAAACUAACAUUCAUCUUCUGAUAAACCACCCCCACAUUUGCUGGAGGGCCAUAAGAGACUCCAUCCUCGUGCAAAAAUCAACAUUGACACACCACAGUCCCCAGUCCAAAUCCCGGAAUUCCUUUCUCCAACCCCUCCAUUCAUUACUGUACAUAUCUCAGAAUAUCGAUAUUACAUCAUCAAUGUAUUUCACACAUUGAAGUGUAGCUUUUGCCAUUAUUUAAAAAGAAUUACACAUUGAUUGCCAAAAACAAAAAA
Messenger RNA from Sinocyclocheilus grahami, 2094 nucleotides. Its product is annotated as gap junction delta-2 protein-like. Bases 264 to 1163 code for a protein of 299 amino acids. Gene Ontology annotation, biological process: cell-cell signaling. Gene Ontology annotation, cellular component: connexin complex. Gene Ontology annotation, molecular function: gap junction channel activity. The transcript is spliced from 2 exons. The record is from RefSeq and is a predicted model, not a curated record. Lineage: Eukaryota; Metazoa; Chordata; Actinopteri; Cypriniformes; Cyprinidae.